GUUGGGGACUUUUUGCGAUCAGGGCGCUGCUGGGUUUUAAAGGAGGUGAUGGGGAUUGCGCUGGCUUGUCUUCCCACUCAAGUGAAGAGUUGUUGAUGUUCACUGGUUAUGCUUGGACAAUGCGCAGUUUGUUUUAAUUUAAAAUUUUGGGGGGGAUAGGGGCAUAGGCUUGUGAAGGGCAGUCCGGAUCCGGUGGAACUCCUCUUUGUCCUUUGGUAGGAGAGACACCUCCAGUCUGUCCUCGAUGCCGUCAGCCUUGGCCAUCUUCACUUGCCGCCCGAACUCGCACCCAUUUCAGGAGCGCCAUGUCUACCUGGACGAACCCAUUAAAAUCGGCCGCUCCGUGGCCCGCUGUCGACCAGCGCAGAAUAAUGCUACCUUUGAUUGCAAAGUGCUGUCAAGGAAUCAUGCUCUCGUCUGGUUUGAUCACAAGACGGGCAAGUUUUAUCUCCAAGACACUAAAAGUAGUAACGGUACCUUUAUAAAUAGCCAGAGAUUGAGUCGAGGCUCUGAAGAAAGUCCACCAUGUGAAAUUCUUUCUGGUGACAUUAUCCAGUUUGGGGUAGAUGUAACGGAGAACACACGGAAAGGUACGGUUACCCAUGGGUGUAUUGUUUCCACAAUAAAACUUUUUCUACCAGAUGGUAUGGAAGCCCGACUCCGCUCAGAUGUCAUCCAUGCUCCAUUACCAAGUCCUGUUGACAAAGUUGCUGCUAACACUCCAAGUAUGUACUCUCAGGAACUAUUCCAGCUUUCUCAGUAUCUACAGGAGGCCUUACAUCGGGAACAGAUGUUGGAACAGAAGUUAGCCACACUUCAGCGGCUACUAGCCAUCACCCAAGAGGCUUCAGAUACCAGUUGGCAGGCUUUAAUAGAUGAAGAUAGACUCUUAUCACGGUUAGAAGUUAUGGGAAACCAAUUACAGGCAUGCUCCAAAAAUCAAACAGAAGAUAGUUUACGGAAGGAGCUUAUAGCAUUACAGGAGGAUAAACACAACUAUGAGACGACAGCCAAAGAGUCCCUGAGGCGGGUUCUUCAGGAGAAAAUUGAAGUGGUUAGAAAACUUUCAGAAGUUGAGCGAAGUCUGAGUAAUACUGAAGAUGAAUGUACACAUCUUAAAGAAAUGAAUGAACGGACUCAGGAAGAAUUAAGAGAAUUAGCCAAUAAAUAUAAUGGAGCAGUUAAUGAGAUUAAAGAUUUAUCUGAUAAAUUAAAGGUAGCAGAGGGAAAACAAGAAGAAAUCCAACAGAAGGGACAAGCUGAGAAAAAAGAAUUACAACAUAAAAUAGAUGAAAUGGAAGAAAAGGAACAGGAGCUCCAGGCAAAAAUAGAAGCUUUGCAAGCUGAUAAUGACUUCACCAAUGAAAGGCUAACAGCUUUACAAGUACGGUUAGAACAUCUUCAGGAGAAAACUCUUAAAGAAUGCAGCAGUUUAGGGAUACAAGUUGAUGACUUCUUACCUAAAAUAAAUGGGAGCACAGAAAAAGAGCACUUGCUUUCAAAGAGUGGCGGGGACUGCACUUUUAUUCAUCAAUUCAUAGAAUGCCAGAAGAAGCUGAUCGUCGAGGGGCAUCUAACCAAAGUGGUAGAAGAAACAAAGCUUUCAAAAGGUUUGUUUUCUAUGGGUUUUCUGUGGGUUUUGACCACUCUUUUGGAUAAUGGAGAAAACCAGGCAAAAGCAAAAGAAUCUGAUUUGUCAGAUACUCUGAGUCCGAGCAAGGAAAAAAGUAGUGACGACACUACAGACGCCCAAAUGGAUGAGCAAGACUUAAAUGAACCUCUUGCUAAAGUGUCUCUAUUAAAAGAUGACUUACAGGGUGCACAGUCAGAAAUUGAGGCAAAACAAGAAAUUCAGCAUCUUCGCAAGGAAUUGAUUGAAGCCCAGGAACUAGCUAGAGCAAGUAAACAAAAAUGCUUUGAACUUCAAGCUCUUUUGGAAGAAGAAAGAAAAGCCUAUCGAAAUCAAGUUGAAGAAUCCAGUAAACAAAUACAGGUUCUUCAAGCCCAACUACAGAGGUUACACAUCAAUAUUGAGAAUCUCCGGGAGGAGAAGGACAGUGAAAUCACAAGCACUCGAGAUGAACUGCUUAGUGCCCGAGAUGAAAUUUUGCUUCUUCAUCAAGCAGCAGAAAAGGCUGCCUCUGAGCGGGACACUGACAUUGCCUCGUUACAAGAAGAGCUUAAGAAGGUGCGAGCUGAGCUUGAGCGGUGGCGGAAAGCAGCGUCUGAAUAUGAGAAAGAAAUCACAAGUCUGCAAAGUAGUUUUCAGCUUCGAUGUCAGCAGUGUGAGGACCAGCAGAGAGAGGAAGCAACAAGGCUACAAAGUGAACUAGAGAAGUUGAAAAAGGAAUGGAAUGUAUUGGAAACCGAAUGCCAUUCUCUAAAAAAGGAAAAUGUUUUGUUAUCAUCAGAACUGCAGCGGCAAGAAAAAGAAUUGCACAAUUCUCAGAAGCAGAGUUUAGAGCUUACCAGUGAUCUCAGCAUCCUUCAAAUGACUAGGAAGCAGCUUGAGAAUCAAGUGGGAUCCUUGAAAGAACAGCAUCUUCGGGAUUCAGCUGAUUUAAAAACGCUUCUCAGUAAGGCUGAAAACCAAGCAAAGGAUGUACAGAAAGAGUAUGAAAAGACACAGACUGUACUCUCAGAACUGAAGUUGAAGUUUGAAAUGACUGAGCAGGAAAAACAAUCAAUCACAGAUGAGCUCAAACAAUGUAAAGACAACCUGAAGCUGCUCCGAGAGAAAGGAAAUAAUCCUUCCAUAUUACAACCCGUCCCAGCCGUAUUCAUCGGCCUAUUCCUGGCUUUCCUGUUUUGGUGUUUCGGUCCAUUGUGGUAGAGAAAGAAACCCUGGCCCUGGAUGCCCAUGUUGGCUGCCCUGGUUGCGGUGACAGCCAUCGUGCUGUACGUGCCAGGUCUUGCCAGAGCGUCUCCAUGAGAGCGUUUCUUGAGUCCGUACACCGUCCUCCCUUUAGAAGCUGGCAUCACACUCAUGCUGGGGACAAACAGAACCAUUUUCUUCCUUUUUACCUCUUAAGACAGCAGAAGUGCAAGAAUACAGCUGUAGGGUCAUUGCUUUAAAUUAUAUAAAAUGUAUCUAUCUAUAAAGAGGAUAUAAAAUUGUGACUUUAUUCUACUGUAAGCAAUAAUUUGCUUGCAAUUUUUCAUGUAAUUUUUAAAUUAGUAUGUUGAGAUUCUGAAUAUUAUGGUGGCCUAAAGUAGGCUUCUUGGUACACCAAAUUAUUUAUAACAUUAAAUUUAUGGGUAUUUUACUCUGAAUUCUAAUGGCCAGAUAAUUCAUUUUUCUGAUUCGAUAACUACCCAAACCAAACAACCAGUACAUACAUGGGAAGAGAGGCCCUGUGUGCUCAGUGCCUAUCAGUUUGAAAUAUAUACACAUAUAUAUAUUUUUUUUACAUAUUUACGCCAUUUUUACUUGUUAUAAAACCACUGAGCUAUUGGGAACAAGACUUAGAGACAACUAUUUGUGUGGAUUUUCUUUCUUUCUUUCUUUUUUUAAAGAGAAAUACACUUGGAAAAUAUUCUGUUCUAGUGAUAAUUUGGGGAAUAUGUGCACGCUUGUUCAGCCUUAAUGUGACUUGACAAUGUGGAGGACAUCAACUUAGAAAAACUUUCCAUGAGAGUGUGUAUUUUCUUGAGCAAACUGAAGUAUUUCUGGGAGCAAAAACAAUCCUACAAUUUCAGUGCAGUAAACCAAACUGUUGAGUCAAUUGGAAUGUAAUUUAUUAAACCUCAUGUAUUUAAAGAGAUAUUUUCUUUAAAAGCCAAGUUACUUUCUCAUAUACAGCAUUUUAGGAAGCAUGAUUUUUUUUUCUAUCAUCUCUUCCUCCAAGCAUGUUUAAUUGAAGAAAGAAUUAAUAUCUCUUUAGAUAAGCUUUUACUGACUUAAUUUGGUUAUGAUAUUUCAAAGCUAAUUCAUGUUCAAGGUGAGCUGUUGUUACCUACCAACAGAUUUCCUGGUCGGGUAUGCAAAUGGUUAUUUUCUUUUUACUGUUGUUAAUUGGGACUUUCUGUUUAUGAGAAGCAUUAUUCCCAAGAUUAAUAGUGUUCCAUGCACAGUGAGGCACCUAAACACUGCUUGAUGUUAUAAAUUUAAAACACAGAAGUGAAAGUUUAGCUAUGGUUUUGUGCGGCACCACAGUUAUGUCAAUAAAAUUUAUUUAGGUCAUAGAAUAUCCUAAAGUAUCACAUAGUUAAAUUUUUCAGUCAAUGAAGACUGGGAGGGAUGUCAGUGAAUUGGCUUGAUUGUUCUGUGGCAAUCCACAGGCCUAGCCAAAUGUUGAAAUAGAAGUUUAGGAUAUAAUUUGCCUUGUGAUGUUUGGCAGUCGUUGUUUAUACUUUAAAAGUUAUAUUUUAAGCUAUUUGGGAUUUGCUGUUGGGAGGAUCACUAGAUUUAUGGAGGAAUUAGUCACAAACGACUUGUAGAAAAUGCUGUCAUAUAGUUCAUUUCAUCAUUUUCUGUUGCAGGAAGCCACUCCACCACAGAAUGCUAAUAUGCCAGUGGUACCCAGUACCUCUUGUAUAUAGGUUAUUGCAAAUAUUGUUCUGAAAUGCUUAACUUCAGAAUUACAUUUUUUAAAGUAAAUAAUUGUUUUAAAUCUAUUUUGUAAAGAUAUAAAGUACAAUAGAAUUUCUGGAGUACAGAUUAAACUAUUUGCACUAACACACGUGAUGUGCAUGAUUUAAUAAAAUAACUUUACUCUCCCUA
Molecule: messenger RNA, 4723 nt
Organism: Mustela lutreola (European mink)
Lineage: Eukaryota; Metazoa; Chordata; Mammalia; Carnivora; Mustelidae
Gene: SLMAP
Product: sarcolemma associated protein
Exons: 24
Coding region: 245-2833 (862 amino acids)
Biological process (GO): single fertilization; protein localization to plasma membrane; regulation of voltage-gated sodium channel activity
Cellular component (GO): acrosomal membrane
Molecular function (GO): protein binding
Source: RefSeq, a predicted model, not a curated record